CCCGCAGCGUAGCGGGCGUUCGUUUGGGCGGGCGGUUCGAAGCGCCGGCUCCAGAGCGGAGGCCGCGCGGGUUCCGAGCUUACCGCGGCCUCAGGGGACGGGGUAGCAGUAACAUUGAAUCUGAGAAAUGGAGAGUGACAUUCUUCAAGUUUAUGAAGAUGAAAUUCAUUCUUUGGAAGAAGAAAUUGAACUGUUAACUCAAAAGUUUGAAAGCAAACAAGAAUCUACAUUUUAUUCUGAUGAAGAGAUACAAAUAUCAAUAAAAUCACUCCAAGGAGAAGCUAAACAACAUGAAUCCCCACCAGAUCUGAAAGCUGAACUUGAUUGUUUAGAAUCUGACCUCUCUUUUUUAAUGAAAUUUACUGGCAUUUGGUUCACAAAUUACUCCAAGGAAACAGUGGAAAAAACUGGAAACAAAACUAUACAGAAGCACAGAUUAUCAGGAAAUUGCUAUUCACUGCCUUUUCAGAUGGAAUUUCAACUUCUAGAAAUACAGCCUGGAGUGCAAGUUAAUUGCCAGGAUUAUAGUAAUGAAAGCAUAUCUGCUGCUGUUACUGACCUCAGCAUUAUAAUGGAAUGUGGUGAAAAUUCGGAUUUAAGCAAGUUUGUGUCCAGUGCCGAAGAACGAGGAAACCUUCUGCUGUUUUUCAGAAGCCUUUCAUCCUUUGCUGAGUGGUGUGAACAUCGCAAAUGCACCUUCAAACAUUUCAAGGCCAAAUAUCCUGAUAUUGUAACACUUCCUGAAGGACCGUCUGGAGAUUACCUGGUUAUAAGGAGCCCUGAACUUUCUGGGUUUGAGUUAAUGAUUGUUUGGAAAAUAUAUGUGGAUGAAGAAGGGAGAGUUACACCUGUCCUGGAUCUUCUGCCUAGAAUACCAGUGCAAGCCCUGCAGGAUAAGAAAGCAGCUAUUGAAAAUGGACCCCAGUGCUUCAGAAAUAUGCUCCUUUUGCUGGGGAUUGAGGCCUCCAUUGAAAGUCUGAUCAAAUCAGUUGGCAUGAAGAAAUGAAUACCACUUACAAAAC
This is a messenger RNA of Malaclemys terrapin pileata, 1022 nucleotides long. RefSeq names its product centromere protein P (gene CENPP). Gene Ontology annotation, biological process: CENP-A containing chromatin assembly. The record is from RefSeq and is a predicted model, not a curated record. Lineage: Eukaryota; Metazoa; Chordata; Testudines; Emydidae. The coding region runs from base 128 to 1006 and encodes 292 amino acids. The transcript has 10 exons. Gene Ontology annotation, cellular component: nucleus; chromosome, centromeric region.